UUAUUAUUGUUUUAUUUCGUUCCAGAGGUCUGAUGGUGUUUUGUGUUCAGAGAGAACAAAGUUAAUUUCAAAUUUCAAAUAACUUUUUUAAAACGAUAUAGGCCUAGUAUAAACUCUAUACUUCCAUUAAAACUAAAGACAGUGAAAAUUUACCGUCAAUAUGCAUGCAUUCUUGAAAACUGGAAAAAUAACCGAUUCUCCCUCAAAAGCAGUUGGCAGUGGUGAAGGUCUUUCGGAAAAGCGCACUAAAGCACAUUCUGUCCCCUGGGUGGAAAAAUACCGACCUAAAAGUGUUGACGAUGUUGUUGAACAAGCCGAGGUGGUGGCUGUGCUUCGAGAAAGUUUAUCAACAGCUGACCUGCCAAAUUUGUUGCUCUACGGACCACCAGGAACCGGUAAAACCAGUACCAUACUGGCAGCAGCUCGGCAACUUUUCGGUGACAUGUUCAAGGAGCGGAUCCUGGAGUUGAAUGCCUCCGAUGACCGUGGAAUUGCGGUCAUCCGGAACAAGGUUAAAACCUUUGCACAGCUAACGGCGAGCGGCAUAAGGGCAGAUGGUAAGCCAUGUCCGCCCUUCAAGAUUGUCAUUCUGGAUGAAGCCGAUGCAAUGACUCACGCAGCGCAGGCUGCUUUACGUAGAACAAUGGAGAAGGAAACAAAAACGACUCGGUUCUGUUUGGUUUGUAACUAUGUUUCGCGAAUCAUUGAACCCAUCACUUCCCGUUGUACCAAGUUUCGUUUCAAACCUCUCGGCGAGGAAAAGGUCAUUGAACGGUUACGGUACAUUUGUGAGCAGGAAAAUUUAGAUGUUGAAGAGCAAGCCUAUAGGGAUAUCGUUGACAUUUCUGGCGGCGACUUGCGACGAGCAAUCACUACUUUACAGUCGUGUCACCGACUGAAAGGCAAAGAUUCCAAAAUAGAGCAUACCGACAUAAUGGAGAUGUCCGGCGUCGUCCCCGGAAGUUAUCUAGAAGAUUUCGUAUCGGUUUGUAAAACGGCCAACUAUGGUAAACUAGAAGACUAUGUUCGGAAUCUUACACACGAUGCUUACAGCGUCGGACAGCUGUUUGAACAGCUGACUGAUUUUGUCGUCAUGCACGAUGGGUUGAGCGAUAAGCAGAAAAGUAUCAUUUGCGACAAAUUAGGGGAAUGCUGCUUCCGCUUACAAGGCGGUGGAUCAGAAUAUAUUCAAAUCAUGGAUUUGGGAUGCGUGACUAUUCAAGCUUUGCAAGCUAAUUGAAACGUUGUCUGUUUAAAGGAACAUGCUGAAACGUAAUACAACUGGUUCUGUUUAUUUAA
This is a messenger RNA of Armigeres subalbatus, 1299 nucleotides long. Its product is annotated as replication factor C subunit 4. Gene Ontology annotation, cellular component: DNA replication factor C complex; nucleus. NCBI's taxonomy places the organism in Eukaryota, Metazoa, Arthropoda, Insecta, Diptera, Culicidae. The coding region runs from base 161 to 1240 and encodes 359 amino acids. The transcript is spliced from 3 exons. Gene Ontology annotation, biological process: DNA repair; DNA-templated DNA replication. The record is from RefSeq and is a predicted model, not a curated record. Gene Ontology annotation, molecular function: DNA binding; ATP hydrolysis activity; DNA clamp loader activity.